Messenger RNA from Alligator sinensis (Chinese alligator), 1677 nucleotides. RefSeq names its product transmembrane protein 176B (gene TMEM176B). The record is from RefSeq and is a predicted model, not a curated record. The transcript is spliced from 7 exons. The coding region runs from base 272 to 1054 and encodes 260 amino acids. Gene Ontology annotation, cellular component: membrane. NCBI's taxonomy places the organism in Eukaryota, Metazoa, Chordata, Crocodylia, Alligatoridae.
GGGCAGGCUAGAGCUAUAAAACCCCUGGGCUUGCGAGCAGUGUGGGGCAGCAGCCAAAGGGGAAGGAGGUUGUGCACGAGAGAGCUCCAGAGAGCGGCUUGGCUGCUGGUCCGACUGCUGUGAGAGGGGAACUGCUGUGCCCCGGGGAGGCGCGGCGCGUCGCAGGCAGGGGGAAGCAGAAGCACCAAGCCACGAAGAAAAUGUAAGCUAGCCUGCUGCCUUCUUUAAUUCCUGGGUUUUGUGGUUAAAAGCCAUUGACUGACGGAGCACGAUGCCCACCACCGUGGUGCGGGUGAGUGGCCUGGAGGUGUCGGCGGCAGGUGCGGACCACCCCAUCGUCCACGUCCACGUCAGCCGUGAGUCGUGGCUGCACUACCUGGUCAAGGCGCUGCGGGCCGUGCGGCUGGACCAGGUCAAGGCCUGGCUGGCCCCUGGCCCAGGCCCUGCCCGCAGCUGCUGCGUCCAGGAGAUGAAGGCGCUGGGGGUGGCCCAGAUCGUGCUGGGCGUCAUGUGCGUGGCGCUGGGUGUGGCGCUCUGCUUUGGGCCCUACACAACGGUGAUCUGGCUGCGGUCCCCGUUCUGGACAGGGGCGCUGUUCGUGGGCUUGGGUGCGCUCUGCGUCCUGUGCAGGAGACACGGCACGGGCUGCUUGCUCUUCCUGACAGCCUGCCUGGCCCUGGCUAGCGUGGUAGGGGCGACUGUGGCCGUGGUGUGUGGGGGGAUCGAGGUGGUGCAGUCACGCCGGGGCACGAGCACCCCGUGCAGCAAGUCUCCUUUUGACGGCUCGUACACGGAUGGCUGGACGUGGAGGGAGUGCCAGGAGAAGGUGCAGAUGAAGAACCUGUUCCUGGGCGUCCGGGUGCUGCUGUUGGUGACCACGGCCGGCGCCCUCGUCAUUGCCGCCUGCUGCCUCGUCUGCACUUGCCAGAUCCUCUGCUGCCGGACGCAGGACCAGGCGGAGGCUGCAGCAGGUGCGGAGCCGCUGGUGAUCUCAGUGCCCACAGCCCAGGCCCAGUCCCAGCCAGACAAGGAGACGUGUGUGGACAGUGCCUGAGCCAGCUACAACCCCGGGCUCUCUCCUACGCCUCGUCUUGCCCUGCGCCCAGCCUGGGGGCCGGGGAGCCCAUCUCUAGCACUGCCACCCCUGCGCUCCCCUCUCCCUGGCUGCGGCCGCGUUGGGGCCCUUCGCUCGCAGCCUCCUGUCCCGCCCCCUGCUCCCAAUAGAGCUCCGCGGUGCAGGUCUGUUUGCUGCUGACAGGUCUGUGGAUGCUGGGGGGCCGUGCAUCCUGCACCUUGUCCCUAAAGCAGCCCUCACCCACCCCCAGACUGUCCCAGGCCCUGGGAGAUAGGCCCUGGCCACAGGUGCUCUCCAGUGCCCACCACGGAGCUGCCCUGACCCAGCCCCACGUUGGCUUCUACCCUUGGGCCAGUCUGUCCCCACAUCUCGCAGCACUCGCUUUGCACCAGGCAGCAUCCAGCCACCCCAAGCAGCCUCGCACGCAAGUCGGCUCGUGCACCCAGCUCACUGGUGACAGCAGCAUGAGCAGAAUAAAGUGAUCAGGGAGACUUAUGCAGUCUCUGGUCCUAAUUUACCAAACGCUGGAGCAAUUCCGGUCUGUGAGCAAGCCCGCCGACCAUGUAGCCAGAUACUAACCCACCUCCAGCGCUUUCAAGGCU